Alternaria hordeiaustralica is the source of this 474-nucleotide messenger RNA. RefSeq lists its product as uncharacterized. The transcript has 2 exons. The record is from RefSeq and is a predicted model, not a curated record. The coding region runs from base 1 to 474 and encodes 157 amino acids. Lineage: Eukaryota; Fungi; Ascomycota; Dothideomycetes; Pleosporales; Pleosporaceae.
AUGGGUAUACCAUACUCCCGCCAAAUCAACGCUGCAUUUGAACAAGUCACGCCUCUUGUAGCGGCCGGCUUCAAGGUUCUUCGUACAACCCGCGAUAUCUCGAUCUUGCUUGCGGUCAUCCAAGUUCUUACCGUCAUCCUCUUGGGGUUUAUUCUCGUCGCGCUCGUCUUGCUGCUAUACUGCGUGAAUCCGGAUCUGGAGGAAGAAAGAAAAGCCAUCGUAACGCCAUGGCUUCGAUACUUCGCUAGUAUAACGUUAUGGUCGAUAUUCAAGACCUUGUUUUCUACGCUAGUUGUGAUGGGGCUUGCAGCAGCGGCGACAUGGCACUUUUUUGUGGCGAAGCAGUGGGUGGAGGAUGUGGAGUACGACGCAAAUGUCGAUGCUGAUAAGGCGUUGUCGGAUUUGGAUGGAGAAGGAGCAGGAGGAAGCGGAGGAAACGGGGGCAAGAAAGGGAAAGGUAAGGGGAAGAAGUGA